GCAACGCUCCAAAUGCCAAUCAGCGCUACCGGCGGUGGCGUUUGAACGCGGCGGUUGGAUAGUGGGGAGGGCGGGGACAGAGUGCGCGAGGGAAGAGCGAGGCGGCGGCGCGCGCGGGGCUCCGCCCAGCUCUGUAACGGACGGCUUCUGAGAGGCUUGGCGCGCUCGUUCGGUGGUCGCUCUCGCGGGGUCUGCCGGGAAACUUGCCUGAGGGGAGGGGGAGCGGUGUCGUCAUGUCGCAUAAACAGAUCUAUUAUUCCGACAAGUACGACGACGAGGAGUUCGAGUACCGGCAUGUGAUGUUGCCGAAAGACAUUGCGAAGCUGGUUCCCAAGACCCACCUCAUGUCGGAGUCCGAAUGGAGGAACCUCGGCGUGCAGCAGAGCCAGGGCUGGGUUCACUACAUGAUCCACGAGCCAGAACCUCAUAUCCUGCUUUUCCGGAGGCCCUUGCCAAAGAAGCCAGAGAAAUGACUUGUGGGUAAAUGUUCCUCAGAAGUUUUAGAUACAAGCACCUUUUUUAAAGUUUGGCAAAUUUUAAAAUGUUUUUUAAAAUUUUGGCAAAUGUUUUCACUUCGUCUGUCGAAAGAACACCCCUGGACGAGACCCACGUUCAGCCUAGCUUUUCUCACUUCAGAACAACUGUCUAUCGAAAGGGACUGAAUUGGCUGAGUACACAGACUUCAUUACAGUUGGAAUGCAAAAUUUUUUACACUGCCUUCACAGCUAAAGGCUGCUGCUUUUUCACACCUGGGGGGUGCAGUUUGGUUUUUAAAUCCAGGAAUUUCUGAAGAGUGUUUCUCUGGUUGGAUUUCUUUUUAAUAUGUAUGUUCUAAGUCUUACAUUUCAGGUUCUCUUUUUGGAACUUUUAAUGUUAUUUGAGAUAUGACUGUUCUUAUGGCUCUUUUAAUAAAGCACCAACAUUUUACCUA
This is a messenger RNA of Heteronotia binoei (common prickly gecko), 931 nucleotides long. It is a transcript of the gene CKS1B, whose product is annotated as CDC28 protein kinase regulatory subunit 1B. The record is from RefSeq and is a predicted model, not a curated record. The coding region runs from base 234 to 473 and encodes 79 amino acids. NCBI's taxonomy places the organism in Eukaryota, Metazoa, Chordata, Lepidosauria, Squamata, Gekkonidae. The transcript is spliced from 3 exons. Gene Ontology annotation, molecular function: protein kinase binding; cyclin-dependent protein serine/threonine kinase activator activity; histone binding. Gene Ontology annotation, cellular component: cyclin-dependent protein kinase holoenzyme complex; SCF ubiquitin ligase complex. Gene Ontology annotation, biological process: regulation of mitotic cell cycle.